UUUUAUCUACUCCUUCCCAAUAGAAUCACACAAAAUUUUAAAUUAUUUUAUUAUUUCACAAAUUUUAUCAUUUUAAUAAUUUUAAAUAUUUUAAAUAUUUUUGAAUUUUAAAAUUUUAAUUUUUAUCGCAAUAAAUAAUUUUUAAAAAUUUUUAACAAAUUUCAAAAUUUUCAACUUUUCACAAAUUUUACCAUUUUAUCCCCCAAAUCCCAAAAUUAACAUCCAAAAUACAUCGGAAAUACAUAAAAAACUGUAAACUCCUAACUCCACUCCUAAAACCCUUUAGAAAUCUGUAAACUCCGUGAAAAAUGGCCCGGAACAGUGAGAAGGCGAAUGCGAUGUUGAAUAAGUGGCUCCGUAUAAAGAGCGGUUUGGAGCAGGAGCAGGUACUCCGGCCCCGUCACACGGCUGAGGUCACCAACUUAAAAGAGGCUGAAAAAUGGCGUAGUGCCACAAUAAAGGAAAUAAUGUUCAACAUUAACAAGAUCCAAGACGGUUCACUGGGCGAGUUUGUGGUCCGUGAUUUGAAUGACGAGAUUAAUCGUCUGAUUGGGAUCCGGAAGCACUGGGAUGACAGGAUCAUAGAACUGGGCGGUACAGACUACCGUAGACUUUCGGCUAAUUUAGAGUCGAGUUACGGAGCUGAAUUGAAAAUUGGUGGGAGUGGUUAUAAAUACUUUGGCGCAGCAAAGAAUUUGCCAGGAGUGAGGGAACUGUUUGAACAGCAGCAGAAAGAAGUUGAACAGAGCUUAAAAGAUGUAUCAAGAGCUGAGUUAUACCGUAUGAUAAGGCCAGACUACUACGGGUUCAAUGAUGAACGAGAUGAAGAAUUGUUACUACAAGAAUAUAACAAAGAACAAGAACUCUUACACAAUAAUUUGGCAAUAGCAGCAGUUUUGAGUGUUUUGAGAGGGUUUUGGAGACUUGAAUCACUGACUCCUAGAGCAUUAGCAAGGGAUUCAGCAGGUUCUCUAAGAGAAGGAUUAGUAGAUACUCCAGUGGCUUUGGAUAGUGCGUCGGCUUUCCCAUGUAGGUCCUUGGCCUUGGACCAAAUCUUAGUAGCAUCAGUACCAUUACCAACUUGACCCUGUCGAUUUUUGGCCUUCUUGACGUUGAGGAUUGUAUCGUAGACUUUCUCAAGAUCUUCAUAGGCACUUACAACAGCC
Molecule: messenger RNA, 1166 nt
Organism: Theileria parva strain Muguga
Lineage: Eukaryota; Apicomplexa; Aconoidasida; Piroplasmida; Theileriidae
Gene: isy1
Product: Isy1-like splicing family protein
Exons: 2
Coding region: 309-1085 (258 amino acids)
Biological process (GO): mRNA 3'-splice site recognition; generation of catalytic spliceosome for second transesterification step
Cellular component (GO): catalytic step 2 spliceosome; Prp19 complex; post-mRNA release spliceosomal complex
Source: RefSeq, a predicted model, not a curated record